Molecule: messenger RNA, 998 nt
Organism: Nilaparvata lugens (brown planthopper)
Lineage: Eukaryota; Metazoa; Arthropoda; Insecta; Hemiptera; Delphacidae
Product: pre-rRNA-processing protein TSR1 homolog
Exons: 5
Coding region: 255-983 (242 amino acids)
Biological process (GO): ribosome biogenesis; maturation of SSU-rRNA from tricistronic rRNA transcript (SSU-rRNA, 5.8S rRNA, LSU-rRNA); endonucleolytic cleavage of tricistronic rRNA transcript (SSU-rRNA, 5.8S rRNA, LSU-rRNA)
Cellular component (GO): preribosome, small subunit precursor
Molecular function (GO): U3 snoRNA binding; GTPase activity; GTP binding
Source: RefSeq, a predicted model, not a curated record
AUUCACAAUACCGGUAUUAUCUAUUUUUGUUUCAGGAGCUAUUUCUUCUCAACCGAGUACUUAACAAAGUUGGCCACCGAUUGUGGAUUCGAGGUGAAGACAAAUUCGUAUGUGUACAGGCGAACAGUAAACAAAAAGAAGACAUUGAUGUCCCCAGGAGAUUCGUGCAGGCAGUAUUUGUAAAACCACCUCAUAGUCGCCACAACACUCAAAUUGGUGCCCCAAAUGUUGAAGAUGAAGAGCUAAGCGUUGGUAUGACCUCAAUUCGGGACUUGAAAAUCCGUAUCCUACUUUAUUCAACAAAAGAAAAUGGACAAUUAUGGAAGCCCGGUUGGUACAUCUCGGUACACAUUGCGAACGUGCCGGCGGCGGUGUACGGAAAUCGCGGUGUCCAGCCGGUGGUGGUGUUCGGCAUGUUGGCGCAUGAGCAGAAGAUGUCCGUGGUGAACAUGGUGCUGAAACGGCCCAACCUGGUGUUGGACGAGGCUAGUGCGCAGGCGCCGAUCAAGUCCAAACAGCAGCUGGUGUUUCAGUGUGGCUACCGUCGCUAUAGGGCGUGUCCCGUCUUCAGUCAACACACUAACGGCAGCAAGCAUAAGUAUGAAAGGUACUUCCAGCCGGAUGCCACAGUAGUAGCAACAGUUUUCGCUCCAAUUAUGUUCCCUCCUUGCUCUGUGCUCGCCUUCGAAGAGAAAAGCGAUGGAACCAUGCCCCUAGUAGCAACAGGCAGCCUGCUAUCAGUUAACCCCGAUCGACUGGUGAUCAAGAGGGUCGUGCUGUCAGGUCAUCCGUUCAAGGUCAACAAACGAUCAGCUGUUAUUCGCUACAUGUUCUUCAACCGCGAAGACAUCGCUUGGUUCAAGCCGGUCGAACUGAGGACCAAGUACGGUCGCAGAGGUCACAUCAAGGAGCCUCUGGGUGAGUUUCAAGUCCAUGUAAGCCUGUGCUACCUUUCUGAAAGUUUUCUAUCACUGAAUAAUUGAACACAAUAAGUUGAG